AUGACCUGGUUGCUGCACUAUGUGGAUCCUUUGGAUCUCAGCUUCAUGGCAGCUGUCCUCACCAUUGCUUCCAAUCCAUUUUUAUGGAAUGUGGCUGCAAGAUGGGAGCACAGAAUCUGCAAACUGAGCAGCGCCCUCAGAUCCCCACACCUGGCCUGCUACUCUCCGGGUGGCAUCAUCCAGCUGCUGAGUGUCUUACACUCACGCUGCUUCACACAGGCCAUGCUGAGCCAGCCCAAGACAGAGGGCCUGAAUAAUACCACCACCUACCUCCUGGGCCUUGCACUCCUGGGUGUGGGCACCGUGUCUGUGCUUUCCAGUUUCUUCACACUGGGGUUCACUGGAUCCUUCUCAGGUGAUUACUUCAGGAUCCUCAAGGAGACCAGAGGGACCACAUUUCCCUUCAGCAUCCUGGACAACCCCAGAUACUGGGGAAGCACAGCCAACUACCUGGGCUGGACCCUCAUGCACACCAGUCCCACAGGCCUGCUGCUGACAGUGGUGGUGGUCCUUGUCUAUGUGGUUGCCAGUCUGUAG
Octodon degus (degu) is the source of this 537-nucleotide messenger RNA. Its product is annotated as phosphatidylethanolamine N-methyltransferase-like. Lineage: Eukaryota; Metazoa; Chordata; Mammalia; Rodentia; Octodontidae. The record is from RefSeq and is a predicted model, not a curated record. Gene Ontology annotation, molecular function: phosphatidylethanolamine N-methyltransferase activity. The transcript has a single exon. Bases 1 to 537 code for a protein of 178 amino acids. Gene Ontology annotation, biological process: phosphatidylcholine biosynthetic process.